Tigriopus californicus is the source of this 3611-nucleotide messenger RNA. Its product is annotated as cytosolic carboxypeptidase-like protein 5. The transcript has a single exon. Lineage: Eukaryota; Metazoa; Arthropoda; Copepoda; Harpacticoida; Harpacticidae. The coding region runs from base 460 to 3414 and encodes 984 amino acids. Gene Ontology annotation, biological process: proteolysis. Gene Ontology annotation, molecular function: metallocarboxypeptidase activity; zinc ion binding. The record is from RefSeq and is a predicted model, not a curated record.
AUGCAUAAUGACAUUUGUUCCCUACUACGGUGUCUUCUCUAUGGAAGUUUUGGGUUAGGCCUCUAUUCGAGGCUUUGUGUUUGAAGUGUUGUUGACGAACAAAACACUACUAGGUUCAAUUCAAUAUGAUUCAUGAAUCAAUAUCUUUUUUUCAAAGCAAACUCCGUCACUCAGGAACUCUCAGGAGUAAUUCAGUGUCUCCAUCAUGGCCAUCUGACCUAUUCUACGAUCAAGAAAAGGGUCAGAAGUCAGAACAAUUGUCAGCCGAGAAGCAGUGGAAUCUGGAAUCGCGCCCGCACCAACAAGGUUCCAUGCCAUUCUAUGGGUCAUUUUCUGUGUUCCAUGGACACGAAUCAGGCAAUGCCCCGGGCACGCCUACCACAACCCAUUCACCAACUCCUCAUCGCGGUCGAGCCAUUUUUACAAUAAAUAGUAUUGUGUCUUGUGCGCCAGAAGAAGAUGGAGUGCCAAGUUUCGGGUUUCCAGUUCUUUUCCAACUUCGAUUCGGGCAAUUUGAACCGCGUCGAGGCCACAGAUGUCUCGGCUCCCUUGGGACCCACACACAAGCCCUUUCCACCGCCAGAAGUGGGCGGGGAGCCCACGGAUUUCUCCUUCAACAUGUGGACUCGUCCGGAUUGUCACGGCACUGAAUUCGAAAACGGCAACCGCACUUGGUUCUACUUUGGGAUCGUGAAGGGCUCGGAGGCGGGUGGCAUGGCGAUUGGUCAGAAAUAUGCCGUCCUCCGAUUCACAUUUCGAAACUUGAAUAAGCAGUCCAAGUUGUUUAGUCAGGGCAUGACCCCGAUUUGCGCCACUACCGGAAUGGCGGCGGGAAAUGGCUUAGGUCGACAGGGCGUGCCUCCGGGUCAGAGUGCGCGUUGGGAGCGUCUUCGAGAGAAGCCCAUCUUUUGGACGGAGGACAACAAUUUCGUGCUCAGUUUCCGCGUUCGUAUCGAUCCCAAGGUGGUGACGUACUUGGCGUUCACGUACCCGUUUAGUUACAGAGAGGUCCAAUCGUUUGUGGGGAAACUGGAGAGGCGUCAUGACACCAGUGGGUUGAGCUAUGAUGUGCUCAAGGCCAAGGCCCCGACCAGUAUCUAUUUUCAUAGGGAAGUCCUCUGCCAGACGUCCGAGGGGCGUAACGUGGAUUUGAUCACACUCUCCUCGACCAACAAUAUUCUGUCCAGCCGGGAAUCCGGGUUAAUGGGACUGUUUCAGAGCGACCGGACCAAGCCCCGUCCACUUGAGUUUCAGCACAAAAAGGUGAUCUUUGUAAGUGCCCGCGUUCAUCCCGGCGAGACUCAGUCCUCAUUCGUGUUCAACGGCAUGCUCCGCUUCCUGCUCCGCGAAACUGACCCACGUGCCGUGGCCUUGCGCAAGAAAUAUGUGUUCAAAUUGAUUCCCAUGCUAAACCCAGAUGGUGUCUUUCGCGGACACUACCGCACAGAUCUGCGGGGCGUGAACUUAAAUCGAAUCUAUAGCAGCCCCUCCCUGGCACUUCACAUGCCCAUUUACGCAGCCAAGAAGCUGAUCCUGUACGCCCACUUCGGUUACGAUGUUCAAGUAGGUUCGCCGGUGCACGAAGAGGAAAGUAAUUCUACUCUCUCAUUGGACACCGUGGAGAGUGAAAGUGGGAGCUCCAGUUGGUUCUAUCCCAUGGAUGCUCCGGCGCCGUUUCGAUGGCUCAGAUCCUCCACUAAUAAUCCCCCUGUGGCGAGUGCUGCGCCCGGUAGUGGUGGCGUGUCCACCGAACAAUUCUAUGAGAUGACCGAAACCAGUCGAUGCUCUGAAGGUGACGAAAGUAUCGCAGAUUUCUCCAUUUCGUCCGGAUCGGGCACAAACACGAGUCGACAUCAUCCGGACAGUGCCACCGCGGCGGGUCUUCUAGGUCCCACCUCGUUCACUGGCGCCUUUUCUGCCAUUGCAUCAGAUCCUUGUGCCUCAACCUCCACGGCCGUUCCCGGCGCAGCCCCGACCAAUGCGCGAUUACCCAUGAGACUCGAGACGCAGGAUGAAACUGCCCAAGAUUCGUGCGACGCCUUGCCCGCCUUAUCACCCAAUCCACCUCCACUGGUUGAUUUCGAAGAACAAGUUGGAUUGGAUUUUGCUGAGAAGCUCAAGGACACUAUCAACCCUCCUAGCAAUACUGAGAAAAAACCCACCCCUGUCAGUGGCAAGUCUGGCCUUUUUCUUUACAUCGAUAUCCACGGUCACGCCUCCAAGCGUGGCGUGUUCAUGUAUGGGAAUCAUUUCCACGAUUUGACCAGCAAGGUGGAUACGAUGCUCCUGCCCAAGCUGAUGUCUAUCAAUUGCGCCAAUUUUGACUUCCCGGGAUGCAAUUUCACCCAGAAGAAUAUGUACAUGAAGGACCGACACACCGGUGCGGGCAAAGAGGGCUCUGGCCGCGUGUCCGUGUUCAAAUCUACUGGGUGCGUCUACUCGUACACGCUGGAAUGUAAUUUCAACACCGGCCGCGUCGUCAACCCUAUUCCCAGUGCUUCGCGUGAUGCCGGGCGCGCCACACCUCCGCCACCUCUGGAGGCCACCCCGCCCAAAUACGAUCCUUUCAUUUAUGAAGACGUGGGUAAAUCCCUGGCCAUAUCGAUCCUGGAUCUAACCGAGUGCAAUCCAUGGACCCGCCUUACUUGCUCCCCGCAUCGCAACCUCAAAGGCGUGCGUGAGUCUAUUCGAAAAUACAUCCGCCAAAAUGAGGAGCAACAGAAACUGAAGGCGGCCAACAGCUCGCCCAAGGGCUCCAAAGCUCGCAAUCGCUCAGUGUCCACUUCAUCCGCAGCAUCCAACGCGAGUGGAUCCGGCUCAAAGACCUCGAAGAGUCCCAAAAGUCGGGGCAUGAAGACCCCGCUCAGUCCCGAUGCAUACAGACCCAUUCCCAAAGUUCCCAGGAAGAAUAGUAUCGUGUCUCGGAAUCUCAACCAACAGCUUCAACAACAGAGUGGGUCCAGCUCGGUCACGCCCAACAACGAAGGGGCUCGGAACAUUCUCAACAAGAAAUCAAUGAGCGGAAUUGCCCAUCUCCCGCCCAACGCCCUCGCCCCCAUUAUCACGGACUCGUUGGACAAAGACAAGCUCUUUCAACGAAGCAAGUUGACCCGUUCUCAGUCGCUCUCCACGCCCAAUUCACGACCGUCGUCACCCAGACGAACUCAAGUAGUCUCGCCCACCUCCAGCGAAGGCGGGACCCAACGAAGACUCAAAAAGAAAAAGACCAAAACGACUGUGGACAAAGUCAGAAAGGCCAGUUUGGGUGGAGGACCGGCGGCCGCUUUGGCGCCUGAGCCGGACUCCUCCUCCGGCAUGCCUCUUCCGACUGGAACGUCCAAGGUAAAGAAGAAAAAGAAACUGGGCGUGGCCGCCAAGGGGGCCAAAAAAAGGAAACAAACACCGAAGCCUUAAUAAAACAUCGUUCCUUCCAUGGUAUUUCACGUAUCAUAACGACCGUCAUUCAUUCAUCCCCACGUUCGUAAUGGUUGAGAUCCAUCCGACGCCAUGUCAUUCGUCUUGGUGUGGAACUUGCAUCCCUUGAAGUUUGCCUUGUUGUGGUUCAUCAAUACCAGAAAAUGAUUGUUUUCGAAAUAAAUGUUGCCCCUAUU